This is a messenger RNA of Siniperca chuatsi (mandarin fish), 441 nucleotides long. Its product is annotated as ataxin-8-like. NCBI's taxonomy places the organism in Eukaryota, Metazoa, Chordata, Actinopteri, Centrarchiformes, Sinipercidae. The record is from RefSeq and is a predicted model, not a curated record.
CAGCAGCAGCAGCAGCAGCAGCAGCAGCAGCAGCAGCAGCAGCAGCAGCAGCAGCAGCAGCAGCAGCAGCAGCAGCAGCAGCAGCAGCAGCAGUUCAGCAGCAGCAGCAGCAGCAGCAGCAGCAGCAGCAGCAGCAGCAGCAGCAGCAGCAGCAAGCAGCAGCAGCAGCAGCAGCAGCAGCAGCAGCAGCAGCAGCAGCAGCAGCAGCAGCAGCAGCAGCAGCAGCAGCAGCAGCAGCAGCAGCUGCUAAUGCAGCAGCAGCAGCAGCAGCAGCAGCAGCAGCAGCAGCAGCAGCAGCAGCAGCAGCAGCAGCAGCAGCAGCAGCAGCAGCAGCAGCAGCAGGCAGCAGCAGCAGCAGCGCAGCAGCAGCAGCAGCAGCAGCAGCAGCAGCAGCAGCAGCAGCAGCAGCAGCAGCAGCAGCAGCAGCAGCAGCAGCAGCAG